AAGAGAGAGGGAGAGAGAGCGGCUACGGCGGCCGAAGGGGCUCUUAAGGACACAGAAAGCGAAGUUGGGCCUGGAGAAUGGCGGCUCACCUGAAGAAGCGGGUCUACGAGGAGUUCAGCAAAGUGGUGGUCCAGCAACAACAGCAUGAAGAAGUUUCGGCUAAAAAACUCCGGCUAACCAAACCCAGCAAAUCUGCUGCCCUUCACGUCGAUCUUUGCAAGGCCACCUCACCAGCCGAUGCAUUGCAAUACCUGCUUCAGUUUGCCAGGAAACCAGUGGAGGCUGAAAGUGUGGAAGGCGUUGUGCGAAUCUUGCUGGAACAUUAUUACAAGGAAACCGAUCCCUCCGUGAGGUUGAAAAUUGCUUCCUUGCUGGGCUUGUUGUCAAAAACUUCUGGCUUUUCUCCUGACUGCAUUCUGGAUGAUGUCAUUAACACUCUUCAAACUGAAAAAUCCCACCAAGUGCUGGCUCAGCUUUUGGAUACCUUGCUGGUGAUUGGGAAGAAACUUCAAGAGAACCCGUCAGUGCGAGGGCAUCUCGUCGACGUGGCUUGCAAGCAUCUGACGGAUUCCUCGCACGGUGUAAGGAACAAAUGCCUGCUCCUGAUUGGCUGCCUGGGGACAGUGGAGAAAGGUGGCACCACGAAGGAGGUGGAACGCCAGUCUCCCAAAGACGUGCAGAAGAUCAUCGGGGAUCACUUCAGCGACCAGGAUCCACGAGUCAGGACUGCAGCUAUCAAAGCCAUGUUGCAGCUCCACGAAAGGGGAUUAAAGUUGCAGCAAGCCAUUUAUAACCAGGCUUGCAAACUCUUAAUGGAUGAUUACGAACAGGUCCGGAGCGUCGCGGUGCAACUCACCUGGGUCCUUAGCCAGCUUUACACAGAAAGCAUUGUCCCCAUCCCAUCUUCCAAUGAAGAAAUCCGGCUGGUCGACGAUGCUUUUGGGAAGAUCUGUCACAUGGUCAGUGACGGGUCCUGGGUUGUUAGAGUCCAGGCUGCUAAGCUGCUGGGGUCUAUGCAGCAAGUUAGUUCUCAUUUUUUAGAACAGACCUUGGACAAGAAGCUGAUGUCAGAUUUGAGGCGCAAACGCACCGCCCACGAACGGGCUAAAGAGCUGUACAGUUCCGGGGAGUUUUCUAGCGGCAGGAAAUGGGGGGACGAUGCCCCAAAAGAAGAAAUAGACACGGGAGCCGUCAACCUCAUUGAAUCAGGGGCCUGCGGAGCUUUUGUGCACGGCCUGGAAGACGAGAUGUACGAGGUCCGGAUUGCGGCGGUGGAAGCCCUCUGCAUGCUGGCCCAGUCUUCGCCCUCUUUUGCCGAGAAGUGCCUGGAUUUCCUGGUCGACAUGUUUAACGACGAGAUCGAGGAAGUGAGGCUGCGGUCGAUCCACACCAUGAGGAAGAUUUCCAACAACAUCACUCUGCGAGAGGAUCAGCUGGACACGGUGCUGGGCGUCUUGGAGGACUCCUCCCGAGAUAUCAGGGAAGCCCUGCAUGAGCUGCUGUGCUGCACCAACGUCUCGACCAAGGAAGGCAUCCAUCUCGCCUUGGCGGAGCUGCUAAAAAACCUCGCCAAGUAUCCGACGGACAGGGACUCUAUCUGGAAGUGCUUAAAGUUUCUGGGAGGCAGGCACCCCACUCUGGUGCUCCCACUCGUCCCUGAAUUGUUGGGGACCCACCCUUUCUUUGACACCCCCGAGCCAGAUAUGGAUGAUCCGGCUUAUAUCGCGGUCUUGGUUCUUAUUUUCAACGCAGCCAAAUCCUGCCCAACGAUGCCGGCGCUCUUCUCGGACCACACUUUCCGGCACUACGCCUAUCUUCGGGACAGUCUCUGGCACCUUGUGCCGGCUUUGAGGCUGUCUGGGAAGAAGAUAGCCUCUUCUUCUGGUCCUGCCAGCCUCACCCUUCAAGAAGAUCCUUCUCAGGAAUUUCUACAGCAGAGCCUCGAAAGAGUUUUCAAUCUUCAGCAUCUGGACCCACAAGGCACUCAGGAGCUGCUGGAAUUCACCAUUCGGGACCUCCAGAGGUUUGGAGAACUGCAGUCUGACUUAGCUGGCAUGGCUGACUUCUCCGCCGCUUACCUACGCUGCCAGCUCCUUCUCAUUAAGGCUCUGCAGGAAAAACUCUGGAACGUCGCAGCUCCCCUGUACGUGAAACAGAACGCUUUGGCCUUAGCUGCAGCUCGGCAGAUUAUGGAAGAAACAUACAAGAUGGAGUUCAUGUACAGCAACGUGGAGCAUCGGCAGGUGGUCAUCAUCCACCAUAUGAGGCUGCAGGCCAAGGCUCUGCAGCUGAUUGUGACCGUGCGGACAACGAGAGGGGUGGACCCGCUCGGGAUAUGCGAGAAAUUUUUGCAGGAAGUGGACUCUUUUCAAAGGUGUUUUAUUUCUGAGCUGCCUCAGAUGCAAGGCAGCUUUGUGGAUAAGCUCCUUGACCUGAUGCCCAGGUUGGUCACCUCCAAACCUUCAGAGGUGGUCAAGAUCCUCCGGGUGACCUUGAGGCAGAGUAAUUUCCUUCGCCUUCCAUUGCCAGAGAAGGUCCACCGAGCCACCGCCACCAUUAUUGAACCCAUGGGAGAGUCCGACAAUCCCCUGCGCUUCACGUCAGGGUUGGUUGUCGCUGUGGAUGUGGACGCCACUCUGGAACACGUGCAAGACCCGCAAAGCACAGUGAAAGUUCAGAUCAUGUAUCCUGAUGGCCAGUCUCAGGUGAUCCACCCAAAACCAGCAGAUUUUAGAAAUCCUGGUCCGGGAAGGCACCGAUUAAUUACGCAGGUUUAUCUCUCACAUACUGCCUGGACAGAACCUUGUCAAAUUGAACUCCGUCUUCUACUGGCCUACAGUUCGGACAGAACCAAAGCCUCCGUGGGCCUCUCGCGCUCCGCCUGGGGAGACAGCAUGGAUCUCCUGCCCCCAUCCGAGUGCAGCAUCGAAGGGACUCUAUUGUUCGGCAAACCCGUCAAAGUUUAUAUUAUGCCCAAACCUGCCAGGCGGUGAAAGCUCUUGUCGUUGCAAAAUCGUUUUCCCUUUUUUUCCUUCGGGAAGAGAUUUCGAUCCAUUUCAGAAGUUGACUGGACUUCCGUUAAAAGACCAUCGAAGUUGGACCUCCGGUGGGAGGCGGACGGGACCCGUUGGCCUCCCAAGUUAAAACCCUGCUCUCUUUCUUCUCCGCUUACGGAACCGCUUGAAAGGGAAGCGGUCAAAGACGUUGUUACUCGGACUUUGCUACGGUCGUUUACUCCGUCUCUUGGCAGCCUCUUGAAAUGCAAAAUGGAUUAGGUCCAGCUUGCCCAGCCGAGAAUUCUGCAGUUGGGCAUUUCCAACACAUCUGGAAGGGAGAGGAGUGGUGUCUGGUUGGAAAAAUCUGGAUCUCGGUCACUCUCCUUUGGCUUUUUUUUUAAACUUAUGACCUACUCAGAAAGUACCGUAUUUUGUGGAGUAUAAAACCUUAGCUUUUGGGGAGGAAAAUAAGAAAAAAGCUGAUUGGCAGGUGGAUCGGCCUCCCGGAAUACCCCCAAUCAGAUGUUCCCAGAGGUGAAUUUUAGCCACAGGUUCCUUGGUUGUGAGCUCUGUGCCUUGCUUUUUUUUUUUCUCUGUUUCUGUUUCAGAAAAAACUUCUUCUUUUUUUUUUGCCUCUGAAAGCCUCCAAAACAGAACUUCAGGAAAAAAAGCCUCUAAAGCUCUGUUUGGCAGCUUCUUUUUUGAAGCCCUAUUUCGGGGCUUUUUUUCUGAAGCUGUGUUUGGAGGCUUCUUUUCUGAAGCCCUGUUUGGGAGCUUUUUUUCUGAAGCUCUGUUUGGAGGCUUCCUUUCUGAAGCUCUGUUUGGGGGCUUCUUUUCUGAAGCUCUGUUUGGGAGCUUUUUUUCUGAAGCUCUCUUUGGAGGCUUCUUUUCUGAAGCUCUGUUUGGGGGCUUCUUUUCUGAAGCUCUGUUUGGAGCCUUUUUUUCUGAAGCUCUGUUUGGGAGCUUUUUUUUUGAAGCUCUGUUUGGAGGCUUCUUUUCUGAAGCUCCGUUUGGGGGCUUCUUUUCUGAAGCUUCUUUCAGCCUCUGAAACCUCCGUUUGAGAAGCUGGGCGGGGCUACAUUCCGAGUAUAAGACGCACCCAGAUUUUCACCCUCUUUUUUGGGGGGGAAAGGUGCGUCUUAUACUCCAAAAAAUACGGUAAGUCCUAGCUUGAUUUGUACAUGUGUGCCCAAUAUAAGCCCUACCCACAAAAUAAGGCCUAAUUAAGACCCCACCCACUUCAGGGUGCACAAAUUAAAAAUUAAGCUAAUGUGGGGAUGGUGUGGAUGUGUUGUGUCUCGCCCGCUUUCACCGCAGCCGGGGCCUUCUUAUCUGCUUCUGAACGCUGAGGAAUGUCCUAGUAUGCCUCCCGGCCCCAGCCCUGGCUCCAUGCCCAGACAGGCUGAGGAGGAAGAAGUACCUCCAGCCCCCAGCUCUGCCUCCAUGCCCAGGCAAAUGGAGCAACUAGACCCCUCCCCCUCCCCCAUAGCAUGUGAGCCUGAGGAAGGUCAAUUACCAACAGCUGCCGACUGGAGUGACCCUCGCUUCAGAAGAAUUGAUAGGCGGCGGCGACAGAAGGAAGGGAGGGGCAGGCCUGGAUAAGUGCUGAGUCAUGGAGCCACACCCCUUGGCCUAUAUAAAGGACCUGCUUUCUGGCAGUCUCUGAGUCAGGCAAAGUCUAAACAUAUCUUGCUGAAGUCACUUUCUGGUCUCCUGCCUGCCUUGAGAACUUUGCUAGGACUUUGGCAGAGCUGCAGAGGCACGCCUGAUUCGGAUUUCCCUGACCCGGUCGUCAGCGGAGGAGUGGGACAUGACAGGAUGUAUGGAAUUGCUCUACUUACCUUGGGACAGUUGCAGCCAGGCCUCGCGCACUCGGCCCACUUUUUUCUGCAGCCAGCAGGAUUUUCCUGAAGGCUUCUGUAGCCGAUAACAGAGCUUCGGAUCGAUCUGGAGCUCUGUUAUCGCCUGCAGAGGCCUUUAGCUGCAGAAAAGUUCCUGAAGGCCUCCGAUAGCGAAAAAGACGCUGGGGGGGCGACGCACGCAAGCGAGGUGGACGACACCUCCCUGUUCCCCCGAAAAUAAGACCUUGUGCCUUUUUUUGGUGGCAAAAUAAAUAAAUAAAUAAGGCAGGGUCUUAUUUUCGGGAAAACACUGUAGGAUGCUGGACAGUGUUUCUUUUAGCAACUUUUUUUUUAACACGGUGAAAUGUGGGACAGAAUCGUCAAAAUUUCUGAUCUCAAUCUUUAAGAAGUUGGUGGACUGGAUGUGAAGAUCCCAGUUGCCACGUGUUGUGACCCAGGCUCGAGCAGGUAGCAACAAACGCAGUCCUUGAUGAAAAUAAACUUUAUUCAAGCAGCUGGGAAUUGACCCAUUCCCAGCGUCGUGAAACUCAAAAGAAAGCAAAGGCUUCUCACACAAAACAGUCUGUCAUUAUUUCCAACCUGGUCCAAUUUCGAUAAUUGCCAAAGUUCUUUGCAAGAUAAGCGUCUUGAGCAGAGAAUGGAGAGCUGCCAAGGUGUUUUGUCUCCUUCCCCAUUUCAGACCCACGAGCUGGCCUUCAGCCAGCGGAUUCACGGCUCUUAUCAGUCCUGGCAGAGAAAUCGCAGCUGCCUGCCAAAGUUCAAACAAAUGACUCACGUAGCAAGACUUUCAGCUCUUUUUGAAACGGAUCAGCUAAACUUUUGCCUCCCGUGGAGUGAGAGCAGUCCCAAAGCUCCUUAUAUAUCCUGGGGGUGAGGCUCCUGCCCCACCCUUCCUUUUGAUGACACCGCCUCUCUAAUCUUCUGAAGCGCGGGUCAAGCCAAGCUUGAUUAUUAUUAUUAUCAGCUGGGUCUGUAGGCGUAGCCUGGGGAAGGGAGGAAUCGGGAUGACGGCCUCAUUACGUCCUCCGACUGGUCUGGUUCUGGCUCCUGGAGCCGAGCCAAAGGAAUCGGUGCUCCCGAGGUAAGCCUUAGCGGCCCUUCCCCCUCACUUUCGGAGUCACUUUUGGGCAUGGGGCCAGGUUCAGGGGCUGGAGUCACAACACAAGGUCUUCUCGGAGAAACAUCCAGAGCAGAGAAUGGGACGAGCGCAGCUCCAACGUUGUUUUCCGGCAAACUGAGACACCGAUGCCGGUCUCCUUUUAAACCUUCUGGGAGGGGCCAAUUAUCUCUUGGCUUUACCCCUAAGGUGACCUCUCUGCUUGAGCUGCUCCGGCCUCUUGGCAGCUCUUCUCAUUCGGGCAUUAGGGACAGGCUCUCCCAGUUCCUCCUCCUCCUCGCUACUCUUGGCCUCUGGAGACUCUGGAGUCAGCACCUCACUCUCACUACUCUCAGGCUCUGGAGUCCGCACCCCAUUUCUCGAUGGCCCUGGCCUCGCCUCCGCCUCAUCACUCUCCGAUUCUGCCACCAGCACCGUACGCUGCUGACGGACCACAACACCACGCUGAGAUACCGAAAGGCUGCUCUCGCAUCUAGACUGGUCUCCAAAUGUAGGUUUCCUCUCAGGUGGCUAUGCAGGGCCAGCGGAAUAAAUGGGAAGAGACGUCGUGUGCGAUUUUCUUUCGACACGGAAACUUCUCCCUGUGGCAACGAUGCUUUCAGGUGAUCUUGUGGCUUGGAUUUCACGCAGAGAACUUGGGAGCCCGUAAUUUAGUAUUUUUUGACAUUGAUGAAAAUAGUACUGUGCCUCCCCUGGUGAUGUUACUGUGUACUGUUGUAUGUA
Molecule: messenger RNA, 6698 nt
Organism: Ahaetulla prasina
Lineage: Eukaryota; Metazoa; Chordata; Lepidosauria; Squamata; Colubridae
Gene: INTS4
Product: integrator complex subunit 4
Exons: 23
Coding region: 78-2993 (971 amino acids)
Biological process (GO): snRNA processing
Cellular component (GO): integrator complex
Source: RefSeq, a predicted model, not a curated record